Molecule: messenger RNA, 2096 nt
Organism: Drosophila simulans
Lineage: Eukaryota; Metazoa; Arthropoda; Insecta; Diptera; Drosophilidae
Gene: S6KL
Product: serine/threonine-protein kinase S6KL
Exons: 9
Coding region: 340-1794 (484 amino acids)
Biological process (GO): protein phosphorylation
Molecular function (GO): protein serine/threonine kinase activity; ATP binding
Source: RefSeq, a predicted model, not a curated record
ACAACCGAGAACAUUCGCGCUUAACUGUUUGCCCACGUCUGGUCACACUGCUACCUGCACAACAACAAAAGCAACACACAGAAAAAACAGCAAAAUAGAUCCAGCCUUAGCUACCAAAUAUUUAUAUUAGAAUUUUACCUACCCCGGCUGCGAAGUGCGCGCUUUUUACUGCGAUUUUUCGGCUGCCCCUCACACACACACGCACGCACACGAACAGUGAUUGCGCAAUUCCAGUGGAACGAGUGGAGUGUGGUGGUGUUCGGUGUGUGUGUGUAAACAACAAGCGGACGACAAGGAAACAGAAACAACGGGAAUUGAUUGGGACGAGUGGAGCUUUUGAUGGGCAACUCGCAACCGCGUAAUGCAAGCAGAAGCAGAAGGACAUCCCAGUGGCCACAAGGCGCAGCGGAACUAGGCGCCACAGCCAGCGAUCACCACUACCACCAGGAGGAGCUGCAUCAGGAGCAGCAGCAGCAACAACAGCCGCAACAGGAGCAGGAGCAACCGAGCAGCAGGAGGAUCCAGUUCCAGGCCCAAACCAACCAGCCAGCACAGUCGCAUCCUCCGGGCGAGGAGGAACAGCCUGUACAAUCACAGCAGCAACAGCUUUCCACCUGGAGUCUUGGCAGCCUUAGCGGAGGACGACUCAACUGGAGCUUCUCCGGUGCCCGCAACUCAUUUCGCCAUCGAAACAAGGCCACGCGAAAGAGCUUGACCUCACUUCAUGGCUCUCGUCGUGGCAAGACUCAGUGGCACCGACCUCUGACCAACUCAAUCUUCAACUCGCACUUUAAGGAGUCCAGCAAGAACGAUCUGUACUGUAUCGAUCAUUUGGUGGCCAAGGGAGCCUUCGGCGUGGUCUUCAAGGUGUCUAGCAAGAGUGACAACAGUCAGUGCUACGCCCUGAAGGUGCUGAAGAAAUCAAAGCUCAUAGAAGACAACAGCGUACGGCAGAUUAAGGACGAGGCGGACAUUCAGAAGGUUUGCGGCCAUCAUCCGUUUAUCGUGAAGCAAAUAGAUCUGUGGCAAAACCGCCACAACCUCCAUAUUCUAUCGGAGUACGUACCCAACGGCGAGUUGUUCUCGAAAAUAACUCACUUCUCCAUUGAUCUGGUUCGCUUGUACAUUGGCGAGAUAGCACUUGCCUUAGAUUUUCUCCACAACGCUGGGAUUAUAUAUCGUGAUGCGAAGCCGGAGAACAUCCUGCUAACUGAACAGUUUCACAUAAAGCUAACCGACUUCGGCCUUAGCAAGUGGCUCAAACUGGGGGCAAACACGCGCACCAUGUGUGGCACUUUCAAAUACAUGGCCCCGGAGAUUCUGUGCGGGGAACCUUAUGGCCAUGCGGUGGACUGGUGGGCCUUGGGCGUUAUUGCCUGUCAGAUGCUGACGCAGAAGUCGCCCAACAUCAAACGUCACCUGCUGCGACGGCGGGAGAGUGUGGAGCCCGAGGACGGCCUGUCCAAUGCCCCAUCCAUUGCCCAGAUCAACGGCUGCCUGCAGGACAGUGACGGCGACAGCGAGGACUUCCUGCCGGAGGAGGUGCAGCAGCUCACCCACGAGGGCAGGGAUGUGCUGCGCAAGCUGCUCACCAUUGAGCCGCGCCAGCGUAUCCGCAGUGUGAUGGCGCUCCAGAGGAUUGCCAUCUACAAGGACUACAACCUGAGCUCCAAGCAGCUGCUAAGUCUCUCGCCGCGGGAGAUUAUAGCCAGGGAUGGAAUCCGUAUCUACGAGGACAGGCAGUUCGACCAGCUGACCAAUCAGUGUGCCAUCGAUGCCUUCCUGGACUUCUAGCGCCCGAGUUGGAGGAGCCUUACAAACAAAAUCAGCCAUAUUUUUUCAACUUUUUUUGGUAUUAUUUAAACUGCAACGUUCCAUUUAACUAACAAUUUGUACAAAAGUUUUAUACUCUCGACUCGAUUAACAAAUGCCUUUAAAACGAAGAAAAAGUGCUUGCAUUCUUUACAAGUGAACAAAUAGCAAAUUGUUUAAAAAUUAAUAAUAAAUUAUAUUCCAUAUUAUAUAUGCUAUAUUGAGCGUUAAAUUCAAAUGUAUUCAAAAAGCGUGCAGUGAUAAAUUUUAAAUUUAUAAACUGA